AUGAGGAUAGCAAUAGGGAAGACAGACAAGGAAAGUAAUAGAUUCGUCCGGGAAUCUGCACUUACAAUCGAUCACAUUUGCGGUAUUACAGCUUACUGUGAAUGGAGAGCCGUGAAUGCCAUUUCGAAAUCAUUGCCGAUCUAGCAGAGCCAGAGAAGCGGUUCUAAUGCUCUUAGGAGAACGACACAAAGUGAAAGGUGUUUAGGGGAGACCCAGUACGAGGAUACGCAGGUGCAAUUCACUCGUCCCAUUCCGGAUGAAGUAAUCAGUGUUUAUGAAGUGUACGUGAAAGAAGAAGCUGCAAAUUCUGAAGGGAGGAAUGAUGUCACUGUUGUACCGAGUUUACCAUCCACAAAUGAUCAUCAAUUAAUUCAAAAUGAUUGCAUGAACCUAGAUGUUGCUAUAGAUUCUGACGUGAUUAAUAUCGAUGGUGCUGUGACGAAGUUUCUUGGUAAAGAUGCUUUCAAAUAUAAGAUUCUUGAUCAAAAUGUUAAUUCAUCCGAAGACAAUGUUAUGGUGUAUUCGCACCCGGUUGUCGACGGGCCCUCAUCGUCCAAUACACGUUUGAUCGAUAAAGAUGAUCCUAGAUCGAAACUUCAUUUCGUGAAAUAUUUGAAGAGAGAUGGGAAGACGCUGAAAAUUUGGGAAUGCGGAAUCUGUUCGAAGGAGUUCCGGCAUCAGUACACGUUGAUGAGACAUUUACCAACGCACACCGACGAGAGGAACUUCAAAUGCGAAGCUUGCGGCAAAGCUUUUCGCCAGUUGUCGACACUGAGCCAGCACAAGGCGAUACACAGUGACGCUAGACCGUACGUUUGCGAAUUUUGCAAGAAAACUUUCAACAGAGUGUCCACGCUGAUCUCUCAUCGGAAAACACAUUCGGAGCAUAAACCGCACAAGUGUCAGGUUUGUGGGAAGGGAUUCCAUCAGAAGGGCAAUUUGAGGAACCACGUGUUUACCCAUACGAACGAGAGGCCGUACAAAUGCGAGCUUUGCGGCAAAGGCUUCAAUCAAAUGUCGAAUUUGGUCUGCCACAAGGUCAAAGCGCAUGCACACGCGGAGAAAAUGCAGUACGUGUGCGGAAUCUGUGGCAAAGAGUUUCCGCGUCGAUUCUCUUUGAGAUCGCACGAGGAGUACAAGCACGGCAUCAAGUAUCGACAUCCGGCCGGCGUUCAGCCGAGCAUCAACGAUCCGAACGUCAUAAGAAAUAAGAACGUCAGGAUCGUGCAGCUGCCUAACGGCGAUCGAAACCAAACGUUCGAUCUUAGGGACAAGGAUCCUCUGCUAACGUCGGACGUCAUGGAGUCUGUAGUGGUAGACAAGAUCGACACAAAGGCGAUGGAGAUGGCCCUCCUCGAAGGACAAACGCCGUUCGCCCUGUUCAAACCAGCCAAAGGAAUUCCUGUUCUCGUAAAAGUCUCGCCUACUGGAACUCAUAAAAACAUUCUAACACCUGCCACAGCUGACGAUCUUCGUAUGGCGGGGAAAAUGAGCCUGAGCCCAACAAUUUUAGCUGACGCCGACAGGAUCAAGGCUGUCCAGGUGAAAGUACCUGUCGUAGCCACUGUAAUUCAGAAUGUAGAUCCUGAUGGGAAAGUGAAUUUCAUUAUCGAACCGCCUGGUCCUGAGAACGAACACGAGAGCCUGGUCACAGCAUUGGACUCUCAGUUCACGUACACCGAGCCGGUUAGAAACGAGCUCGAUCGUCAGAAUGGUCCUGUUGUGUCCUCCGCGAUGGAGGAUUGCAACGAGCUGCUGGAACUCGCCGCGCAGGAUGACAUACAGUUUGUUCGCGCGACUGAGGAUGGCCGCUACGAGGUGAUAACGAAUAGCGAGGCACGUGAUCUGAUGGUACAGAACUCGCAUGACGUGACGAUCUUCAGCGAGGAAGCGGACGCGAUCAAUGUGGUGAAUAUGCGCGGUAACGGGGAAGUCAUCAUCGGGGAUUCCGAUAAUCAGAUCAUGGUGCUCGACUCCGCCUCCUCCCAGAAAUCUAUGCCGAUGGACGGCAUCGAGAUCCUGGAGGACAAGGACAUCCGGAUUCUCGACAGCAAGAGCCUCGACGACCGCUUCGUGGACGGUAUUAGUUUCCUCCCGCAAUCGAAAAUCGACGAUCUGAUCUUAGGCCCGAAACCUUUGUCCCUCGACGCUGGAGUUUCUGUCAGCGAGCAUGACGACGAAGUUAUAGGAGUGCCUUCGAGUCAGCAAGAGCUAACAAGCAUCCUCAGCCAUCGAAGCGAUAUUUCGACACUCUCAACCACCUCCCAGCCCUCGAUAUCCUCCCUUCUAAUGAAAAGCCACCCACCGUUGUCAAUCUUAAACGAAACACUUCCCUACCUGAAGAGCAAUACGAGCUUGGCAGAAGACCUCAACAUGUUCAGUAAUUCUACAACGGACAGUCAUUCCAUGUACGAAUCAAAGAUCAAAUUACCUUCAGUCUUCGACGAUACCGAACCGGAUGCUGGCUUAAUUCCCAUCAGUCAAGCAGACAUGAAGAUUCUAGGAUCAGGGAGCUCGAGCACCAAGGUUUUCUGCAACAAGACGAAUUGUUUGCCGUCCUCGAAGUUAUUCUCUGGAUUGGGCGAGGUGAAGAUUCUAGGCCCGAAGAAUCACAGCCAGGAGAUCAUGACCUCGCAGUAUCAGGACGUGAAGUUACUUACAUCGUACGAGCAGUUUUUAAAGAACACCGCCGCGAACACGAAUGGCUGCGACGGAAGCGGGGUGAAUACUUCCGGCGGAUGCAGGCAGGAGGUGAAGAUUCUGGGGAAGAAGUUGGGAACUGGCAUUAUUACCAGCACCGUGGAGGGCAACGUCGUGGAAGUCAUCGAGGAGAAAACUAAGCUGAUCAUGGAUCACGGGCUGUGCAGCGGCAUGGACAACACGGUGAUUUCAUCGCCUCGCCUGGACAGGCAGAUGACGGAAAACGGCGGGCCGGACAGCUUCCUGCUUCAAGCCUGUAGCCCGUGCAGCUCGGACUUUUUGAAUUUCGAGAACCGUCUGAAAGACACGUCGCCGGCUGGUCAUUUCGAUAGAAGCCAAAAGGAUUCCAGGGACAGCUUCGUCUCCGGCGGCGGUUUGCCCGAUCUCGAUUGA
This is a messenger RNA of Habropoda laboriosa, 3093 nucleotides long. RefSeq lists its product as uncharacterized. Gene Ontology annotation, molecular function: DNA-binding transcription factor activity, RNA polymerase II-specific; RNA polymerase II cis-regulatory region sequence-specific DNA binding. NCBI's taxonomy places the organism in Eukaryota, Metazoa, Arthropoda, Insecta, Hymenoptera, Apidae. The record is from RefSeq and is a predicted model, not a curated record. The transcript has 18 exons. Gene Ontology annotation, biological process: regulation of DNA-templated transcription.